This is a messenger RNA of Nematocida homosporus, 1770 nucleotides long. RefSeq lists its product as uncharacterized. The record is from RefSeq and is a predicted model, not a curated record. The transcript has a single exon. Lineage: Eukaryota; Fungi; Microsporidia. Bases 1 to 1770 code for a protein of 589 amino acids.
AUGAAAGCAGUGACAAAGAACAUAAUGGUGUUUCAACGGAUUUCAUCAUAUCAGUAUAGGAAAAGUCAACAUAAACAAGUUGGUUUGUGGUUAAAAUUAGUAGUUGGAGUUUGCUUACUCAUUCUAGUCGGUCAAAUAUCAGGUGUAGGUGAUACAUCUAGUAAGUCUAACAAAUCAAAGUUAAUGCAACCAAAGACUUCUACUGCUUCGGAUACGUCUGCUUCGUCAGGUGUAAGCGACUUAUCUAGUGGAUCUAAUUCAUCAAGGUCAAUGCAACCAAAGACAUCUACUGCAUCGGAUACAUCUGCUUCGUCAGGUAUAUCUAGUGGUUCUAAUUCAUCGGGCAGAUCUAGUGGAUCUACUUCGUCAGGUGUAUCUAGUGGUUCUACUUCAUCGAGUGCAUCCACUAAAUCAUCAAGAACACCCCCAACACUAGAAGAAUUAGCUGGGUUUGAUCUUACUUGGGCCAAGGAGAGAUUGCAGAGUGGCCAGACUAAACCAGUUGGAGGUCCAGUUGCUUCUCAAACGGGACAACCUCAGGAAGCCAGUGCGAUAAAUCCACAAAGUAGUGGUUUACAACCCGCAGAUGCUGAUUUGGACUUUUAUAAAGAGUUGAACUUUAAGCCCCAAUGUCUGGACCAAGUUAAAAGAGUGGCUUUUAUACUAGGAGUUCUAUUUGAUCCAACCUCUGCUGAUAAGGCUCUUGUUUACCUUAAGAAAGCCGAAGUGCCUGAUGUUAUUAUGAUGUAUGCGGCUUUAAAUCAGCAUGCAACUACACCUAGUCAGCCAGCAAUAGCACCUGCUUCAUCUGCAUCUGCAACUACACCUGCAGCUGUACCUAGCCAACCAGCAACUACUCAACCUACUCCACCAGUAACAGCACCUACAUCUACUCAACCUGCAUCUGCAGCUGGACCUGCACCUAGUCAACCUACAACUCCACCAACUACACCAACUCAACCGGCACCAGCAACUACACCUGCAGCAGGACCUAGUCAACCAGCAGCUCAACCAGCAACUACUCAACCUACUCCACUUGCACCAGCAACUCAAUCUACUCCACUUACACCAACUCAACCUACUCCACCUGCAACUACACCAACUACACCUGCAGCCGGACUUAACAAAUCUACUCCAACUAGCAUUAACCCCAACCAUGAAACCUUUAUAGAACAGUUUGCUCUUUGCAUUGAUCAGUUGAUUAACAUCAGUAUGCUCGGCAUGUUUGAAAGGGCCUGUCUAGAUAGGGAAAACUAUGCUAGAUUUGCUAGAACAGAGGUACCCGCUGAUGAACCCUUCGAUCUUUUGUGUAAAGCCAGUAUUAUUACUACUAAGGCUGAUUUUGACAUUUUACGCAGCACACCAAUCAUUAAUUACAUUCAUCCACUUAACACAAGGCUCUAUCGCGCCGGAUUUAACUACAAAUAUGAUAAUGUAUCAAGAACAUUCGUUGUCGUCAAACACAAUGCUGAUCCUAACGCUAGACCUAACAUCAAGAAUUUGUGUCGAGUCGGGCGUUUUACUUUUGAAAGUGCAGUUCGGUUGAUACAUCCAGCCCAGGAUCAAUACACUAUAAUGGCUAGUGAUGAAGACUUUGAUAAGUUUCUAGGUAUUGUAAUGCUCUAUCAGCGCAGCCCAACUUAUCGUAAACGAUUCAAACGAAGUCCAAACAAGAAGAUAAAGACGCUUGAGGAGUACGAUGCGCUACGACAACGUCAACGGGAAAACCCAGGAAAAGAGGCACUAGGCCGACUAACCAAGCGCAAAUAG